Cladocopium goreaui is the source of this 2289-nucleotide messenger RNA. The record is from the annotation of a GenBank genome assembly. NCBI's taxonomy places the organism in Eukaryota, Dinophyceae, Suessiales, Symbiodiniaceae.
AUGGGGCCCAGGGGCAACUCGCAGUCAAUGGAGGAACUUAGCGAGGCUGUGGUGCAAGACCUUCAGCAAGCGUUGGCUAAAGAAGACGACCAGGAUCUUAAACUGAGAUGGUUCCUGGCUUGCGAGAAGCGGCUCGCGGAAGUUGAGGCGCGAAACUGUCAGAGCCUUGCAGACCUGGCCGCGGAAGCUGACGGUUCCCAGACCAAGGUCAAAGAUCUGCAGGAGCAAUCGACUGCUGCUCGUGCUGCGAUGGCAGACUUGGUCACGGACAAGGUAUCUGGCAGCUGGGGCAAUGUGUCAUGCCUCACGACCCAGGAUUUGCUCUGGGCAUUGAAAACGUUGCGCGAGCACAGCGAGGAAGAGAAGACAAAGUUUCUCAAAAAGAUUUCAUCCCUGGAAAGGAAAGUCGAAACCUUACGAGCAUAUAAGAAGCGAUCGAUGAUUGAGGAGGAGGCAUUUAAGAAAUUACGCGAGGAGGCGCAGGGCUUGCAGAAACAACAUGCUCAAGACGUCGAGCUGCUCAAAGAGAUGGACCAGGCACUCCAUUACCGGCUGGAGGAGGUGGACCAACUGAAUGUCAAAGUCAAAAUGAUGUCUCGGCACAUCGAGGUGAUUCAGGGCGGCAUGUUGGCAUCAAAGUUGUUGGAGACUUCACUUUGUGAAGUUGUGGAGGAGCCACGUUGCAGCCGCCGCUGUUCGAUGCCAGCAUGCCCUGCUCAAGACUACGAUCGCGACGAGGAGCUGGCAGCAGACGGAGCAUAUAUUCGGGACCUAAUCGAGAAUCCACUGGUGCUGCCACCUCCAGACAGCGGGAAUGAAGUUAGCGAUGAAAAUAUGGAGUCCGCGAUGCAGGAGAGGGCAGUCACGCUUCAUCACCUAGUUAAAGAGUUGCGCGAAGGAUUGAACGAUGCCGUUCGCUUGCGCAUGCAUGGCAUUGCCGAGAAGGAUCAAGGCCCAUAUGGCCGUGCCAAAACGUGUAAAAUGGAUCGUUGGAUGCCAAAGCGACUAUGGGAUCUGGAACAGUAUGGGCGCCUCUGGGCCGAUUCUCCUGUUGGGAAUCUGUGGCUUCAAGUGGCUAUGCUGACUUACUGCCUGCUGGGCAUUUUCUUCCUGCGGUCCAACUUUGUUUUCUCCAGCGGCUGGCACAAGAAGUUGCUGAGCAGCUGGACAAUGGAGGUCAACGCCUGGACCAAUGCUUCAGGAAAGAGUGUGGAACCCAAUCCUCCAGUGCAUGCAGACCUAGCCUUGAAGCUAGCAGCAUCGUGUAAAUCAGAGCGCAAGAAGCAUGGCGGAAGAAGGAAAUUGGAAAUCUGCCAUCAGUCCAGCUGGCCCAUGCAGCAUAACUACAAUCUCUAUGCCUAUUAUGCCCUGUUCAGGCGAGGUUCAAAAAUUUGGAGAUGGCAUUCAGACGGCGAGUCUGAAGAGGUUGCUGAAGCUAGCGAUGCCGACCGUGAUGGUGGCAUUGCCGAGGUUGACAGUAUGGACAAUCGUGCACCGAUUCGGGCCGGCAAGCUGAUAGCUAGGUUGCCUAUGAGCGAGAGUGAAGAAGAACCGGAGGCCCCAAGCGACUGUGAAGAUAGCAAGGAGAGCCCCACUGCACCGCCGGUGGAAGUCUCGAGGCCACGCCCUAGCCUGGUGGAUGGCUUCAGGCGGAAAACCAUGAAAUUUCGGCAAUGGAUGGGGAGAUUGGUGUCGGCCAAGAGCUAUGGGCCUGGAGUUUUAGAAUUUGAAGGCGGCUGUUCUGAGGAGUUGUUGGACAAGGACAGCAAGAACCAUUUCUUGGCAGCAUACCUCACCACUCAGCAGUUUGCGGCAAAAAAUGGUGGAAGAUGCUGGAUUUUGCAUGGUUUCCCAGGCAAGUGCUGGAUUUUGCAUGGUCAACGCUCCUUCAUCGCCAUUGUGCAGGAGACCAUAGGCUCCAAGAUGGGCUUUGGGAAUUUUGGGACCUGCGAUCUGACUGUGCAGUUUCAAAGUGCUGAGUGCCAGGAGCAUGGAGAGAACAGCCUUGAUGAGUGGCUGCGCAUGUUUCAUGCUGCGAGCAUGAAGAAGAAGAAGCUGAAGGUCGCCAUAUGCUGUGAAGAGGCUUCAACCACUGGUGAUGAAGAGGAGGCUGGAAAUUCCUGUGACAGACAGGAAAAAGGUCGGAGAGGUGAGGAAUCUAAAGACUCAGGUUCAGGAGUGCACAUAGCGAUCCGCUGGUCUGUGGCAGAGACAAAUUGCACCUGGCCGUGGUGGCAAUCCGCACCUUCAAGAGAUAUCAAGAGAUAUGCCAAUAACAUCUUUUCUUGA